This is a messenger RNA of Drosophila montana, 1276 nucleotides long. RefSeq names its product nematocyst expressed protein 3-like. The record is from RefSeq and is a predicted model, not a curated record. The coding region runs from base 412 to 678 and encodes 88 amino acids. The transcript is spliced from 3 exons. Lineage: Eukaryota; Metazoa; Arthropoda; Insecta; Diptera; Drosophilidae.
CUUGGACGAUUUCGACGAUUGGGACGAUUUUGCGAUGGAUUUCUGGGGCAUUUUUAUGUUCUUCCUAUUGACGUUCCUCGUCAUGAGCUGCUGUGGCUAUUGUUGCACGAGCAAACGUCGCGGCACUGUGCUCUCAACCGUGACGUCACAAGCGUCUACUUGGCUUGCCAUAUCUUAUCUGAUAAACGCGUCGCUCUUCUGGCCGUGUUGCUUCAAGCCCAGUUAACAAGCGAAUGCCUUAAAACCAGCCAUAAGCACGCAUGCGGCAUUAUUUACCGCCAAGCCUUAAAGAAAUGCACAACGCGUAGCCCCCAAAGUGGACAUUUUAACACUGUAUCAAAUGCCAAAAAAAUCGAAUUUAUAGUUUUAAAAGUAUUUAUUUAAAUAAAUAAAAACAAAAACAAAGACAAAAUGGCGCACGAGCCCAACGAGAAGGAUCUGGAAAUCUCUACAAUAGUCCUCAUCUGCCUGUUUGUCAUUGUUCUCGUGGCCAUUCUGACGAUCAUCGUACGGAACAUCUCUCAGAAGCGUAAACAACGAUCUGGUUACCUUAUCGAUAAUUCCCCAGAAGCAGCUCUCAUAGCUUUAGAUGUUGCAACCGAUGUGGCAUCUGUUGACGGCGCUUGUGAGGAUUGUUACUUUGGUGGAUCUGAUGAUACGGUUGAGUGUUGUCUUUGAAACCUGCAUCUAUUAAAGGAUAUUAUGUGACUUAUUUACUCAAAUAUAAUAUAUACUCGAAUUAUUUCCAAAUAUAACAUAAUGCAUUUACAAAUGUAUUUAUAUAACAUCAGUCUGAUGUAUAUUAUUGCACUUAAGCAACUUCAACCAUUGCCAGAUUUCCAUGCCAAACACAUUUUCUAAGAACAUAGAAAAAAUGCCAGAAAAAUGAUCAAAUAUUCCAUAUAUUUUUAUUUGUAUAUAAAAUACAGAGACCUGCCAUUUAUUUACAACAGAACAUACAACAUUUAUUAACGGAAAAGUUUCAAUCUUGAACCUAAUCAGAAUUGAAAUAUUUUAAAUAUAUAUACUUAUAUAUAUUUAAAACAUUUUCAUAUUCAAUAUGUACAUUUUUAUGCACACAAAAGUGCCAUAAAUUGUUUUAAAAAAAAUUAAUAUUGUGCCAACAAUUGUUUAAAAAAUUAUGGAAAAUUUUUUUAAAUUGUUAUCUCAGGAAUACAUAAGACUUAAACAAGUUCCAACAAAACCUCAUAUGCCUGCAAAGUUUUUAAACUUUAAGUUUUGAACUGCUUAAAACAGACUUAUUUUAAGAAGAAAA